AUGCCAUCCAGAAACUCAGUCAAUAGACCCAAGGACGGUAUCUUGAGAAGGAAGAAGGCUGUUGGGCUGGCCAGAAAGAGAGCCGCAAAGAGAUCAUCCGCUCCUACAGGCAGAUUCAGAGGACCAGCUUCGCUUGUUGGUACCGCCAAGUCCAGUGCAGUUGCCUUAUAUACUGGUGUGUCUCAGCCUACCGGUUUGCUCACUACUCAGACUUUGUCCAACAAAAGAAGAAAGAAGCUGGAACGUAACCAGAUCUACGUUGAUAGAAGAAAGGGUGCUGCUGAUAAGCCAAAGGAGGACGACACCACUAUGGAUGUUGAUGAGAUGGUUCAGAAAAAAGAACAACAGGCUAAAUCUAUCAGAGAAGCUUUGUGGAGUGUUAUCGAACAAGGGCGUUCAGUCCCAGUUAUCAAUGGGACAGAAGGAACCACCCUGGGUGGACCAAGCUAUUAG
This is a messenger RNA of Kuraishia capsulata CBS 1993, 453 nucleotides long. RefSeq lists its product as uncharacterized. The transcript has a single exon. Lineage: Eukaryota; Fungi; Ascomycota; Pichiomycetes; Pichiales; Pichiaceae. Bases 1 to 453 code for a protein of 150 amino acids. The record is from RefSeq and is a predicted model, not a curated record.